UUUAUCAGCGGGCAAGAUUCGUGACCAACACAUUUUACAGUCUGAUAGCUUGCUAAGGGAUCAAUCCCCUGGUUUCCUGUAUAAAAAUUAAAAGGCUCGUUGUACCUGAAAGGAAGACGGUUGAAGGAGGCUGCCACUCCAUCUGUUUUGUACUCUUUUGUUUUUUAGCUAUUGUGUGUAAGAAAGGAUGUCGUCCGAAAGCCCUGAGUAUUCUCCAUUCUUCGCAGUGAUGGGUGCCUCUGCGGCUAUGGUUUUCAGCGCCUUGGGGGCAGCUUAUGGCACAGCGAAGAGUGGCACAGGCAUCGCUGCCAUGUCGGUGAUGAGGCCAGAGCUGAUCAUGAAGUCCAUCAUUCCUGUGGUCAUGGCGGGUAUCAUAGCCAUCUACGGCCUGGUGGUGGCUGUGCUGAUCGCCAACAACAUCUCCGAAAAAGUCACUCUUUACAAGAGUUUUCUCCACCUAGGUGCAGGCCUCAGUGUGGGUCUGAGCGGCCUGGCUGCUGGCUUUGCCAUCGGCAUCGUCGGGGACGCUGGAGUCAGGGGCACAGCACAGCAGCCCAGGUUAUUCGUGGGCAUGAUCCUCAUCCUCAUUUUCGCUGAGGUCCUGGGGCUCUACGGUCUCAUCGUGGCCCUCAUCCUCUCCACAAAGUAAAUGAGAGUCGUCCAUUACAUUGCUGCUGAAUGGGAAAAAAAUAUAUAAAACUAAAAAAAAAUGCAACAUGGAAAAAAGAGAAAUUAAAAUAGCUCCAUAAAUAUGGUCUUAUCUCCACAAUGUGUACAGUCGUCUCAAUUUGGUAGUCAAUCUCUUGUAAAUGCGCAAUGUAACUUAGUGAUUUGUCUGUCCUGUGUGUGUUUAGAUAUAUGAAAUGGGUUUUUUUUUCCACUU
Megalops cyprinoides (Indo-Pacific tarpon) is the source of this 883-nucleotide messenger RNA. It is a transcript of the gene atp6v0cb, whose product is annotated as ATPase H+ transporting V0 subunit cb. The record is from RefSeq and is a predicted model, not a curated record. Gene Ontology annotation, cellular component: proton-transporting V-type ATPase, V0 domain. Gene Ontology annotation, biological process: proton transmembrane transport. The transcript is spliced from 3 exons. Gene Ontology annotation, molecular function: proton-transporting ATPase activity, rotational mechanism. NCBI's taxonomy places the organism in Eukaryota, Metazoa, Chordata, Actinopteri, Elopiformes, Megalopidae. The coding region runs from base 188 to 649 and encodes 153 amino acids.